Penicillium angulare is the source of this 858-nucleotide messenger RNA. RefSeq names its product sulfotransferase family protein. The record is from RefSeq and is a predicted model, not a curated record. Bases 1 to 858 code for a protein of 285 amino acids. The transcript has 2 exons. NCBI's taxonomy places the organism in Eukaryota, Fungi, Ascomycota, Eurotiomycetes, Eurotiales, Aspergillaceae.
AUGUCUCUCCAACUCUCAGACAACCUGGCUCCUCAGCCUAUGACCGAUAUCUUCACCGAUGACACCAACAUUGACCGUCGCAAGUGCCACCGCACUGUGCCUAUGAAGGUGCUGGCUCUUGGUGUUGGCCGCACUGGUACUGCCUCUCUCCGCAAGGCUCUCGAGCGUCUGGGCUACGGAAAGUGCUACCACAUGAUGUGUGCUAGUGUUGAGAACCCACCCGACUGCCUGAUGUGGCACGAUGCCUUGAACGCCAAAUACAAGGGCAUCGGCGAGUUCGGCCGCAAGGAAUGGGAUCAGCUCCUAGGUGACUGCCAGGCCGUGUGCGACUGGCCCGCCUGUGCUUUCGCAAAGGAGCUCAUUGAAGCUUACCCCAACGCCAAGGUUAUCAUGACCACCCGUGACGUUGACCCAUGGCACGCGUCCGUUAUGAAGACCGUCUUCUGGCGUGUCAGUGACCCAGAGCACAAGUUUGUUUCUAACUUCUCUUGGGCCGCUGGCAUGUACUACCCCAUGUUGAACAAGUUCUUCGAGACCUUCUUCCGUGGUGACUUCCAGGGUCAAGGUAAACAGGUCUACAACGAUCAUGUUGAAGAGGUCCGCAGCCUGGUUCCCCCCGAGCGUCUGCUGGAGUACAACAUUAACGAUGGCUGGGGACCUCUGUGUGAGUUCCUUGAGGAGGAAACUCCCGACACUGCUUUCCCUCGUGGAAAUGAUAUGGCCGACUUCUACAAGCGCUGCAGCACUCGUAACCGUCACCAAAUGAUGAAUGCUGCUUUGCAGGCUAUUACUGUUGGCGGUACUAUUCUUGCUACUGGGUUUGCUGCUACUAUGGCUUGGAAGCGCUUCGUUCGUUAA